This is a messenger RNA of Plodia interpunctella (Indianmeal moth), 999 nucleotides long. RefSeq names its product trypsin delta-like. The transcript is spliced from 6 exons. The record is from RefSeq and is a predicted model, not a curated record. Lineage: Eukaryota; Metazoa; Arthropoda; Insecta; Lepidoptera; Pyralidae. The coding region runs from base 66 to 893 and encodes 275 amino acids. Gene Ontology annotation, molecular function: serine-type endopeptidase activity. Gene Ontology annotation, biological process: proteolysis.
AAUAUUCCUGUUACAAUCCGUACAGGUGUCCAAUUAGUUUAUUUUUAGAUUUCAUCGAUUUCAAAAUGUCACUUAAUUUUUUUGUGAUCUUAGCUAUUUUAGCGAUUGGCAAUGCGACACGGGCGCCCGAGCCCCGCUUAGUGGGGGGGACCCCCACCACCAUCCAGGAGUUCCCGUUCAUCGUGUCCCUGGUGUACUACUACCCUGGACCCCAGAUUUGGAUCCAGAGAUGUGUGGGCUCGCUGGUGUCUUCAUUCCAUGUGCUUACCACAGGAUACUGUUUCACACAAGCAGUGAUCGCCAACAUGCUGGUGCGAGCUGGAUCCACGUACAGCAUGUCGGGGGGCACCCUGCGCAGCAUUCGUGACGUCAUCAAACACCCCGAAUAUGUCGAGGCUCCUAGAGCUGGAGAUAUCGCCAUCGCUGUUCUGGACAGUCCCCUGGGCAUCACAGACACCAUUGGAGUGCUGUAUAUACCGCCGCAAGACACCUUCAUCCCAGACGGCUAUGAGCUCAAAAUCGUGAGCUGGGGAUUCGAAUCUGAAACUGGCCCCCAACUGGACACCCUGCAGACGGUGAACAUGAACAAACUCCCGCUUGAUGAAUGUCAAGCCAUCUUCUCGGGCUCCAACGCGGUCACCAUCGGAGACCCCGUAAUCUGCGCAGCCGCACCAGGCCGUAGUGUAUGCGUCGGGGACUCCGGGGCUCCCAUGGUCAUAGGCGAGACCCUAGUGGGCCUGUCGUCCUACUACGACGGCUGCGGCGACGACAAGCCUGACGUCUUCGCCAGGAUUGACAGAUAUACUAACUGGAUCAUAGAGGUGGCCGCGUCUAGGGUUGGCGAUGUGGAUAGUGUGCCGUAUGUUAGGGUUGCCGAGCAGGGGAGUUACUGAAGAUAAGUUAGGAUUGGGUUUGCUUGGUUUAGUUUUAACACUGCUGGGUUUAUAUUGGUGUAAAUAUUAAUGUUUUAUGUUGAGAAUUGUAAAUAUAAUUUUUUUU